AUGGCCAGAAACGUGUUAUCCAAGGAUCAGUUUGUCAAGCUCAUCGUCGGGGCUGGUCAAGCCAGUCCCAGUCCCCCCGUCGGUCCGGCCCUGGGUAGUAAGGGUGUUAAGAGUAUGGACUUUUGCAAGGAAUUCAAUGCACGCACUGCCCACAUCAAUGUCGGCGUCCCUAUCCCCGCGCGCGUCACCGUCCGCCCCGACCGAUCCUUUGCCUUUGAUCUGCGCACUCCGACUACCACCUACCUCUUGCUCAACGCCGCCUUGUCGAACCCCGAAAGAACCGUCUCCGUGGUUCCAUGCAUCAAGCACACCGAAACCCGGUUGUCGGGACUGAGCCUCCAAGGCCUGUGCAAGAGUGUCAUCUCGCAGGCCAAGUCGAUUGGCAUCAAAGUUGUCCCGUGA
Messenger RNA from Penicillium cosmopolitanum, 402 nucleotides. RefSeq names its product mitochondrial 54S ribosomal protein uL11m. Bases 1 to 402 code for a protein of 133 amino acids. Gene Ontology annotation, molecular function: large ribosomal subunit rRNA binding; structural constituent of ribosome. Gene Ontology annotation, biological process: translation. Gene Ontology annotation, cellular component: mitochondrial large ribosomal subunit; ribosome. The transcript has 3 exons. The record is from RefSeq and is a predicted model, not a curated record. NCBI's taxonomy places the organism in Eukaryota, Fungi, Ascomycota, Eurotiomycetes, Eurotiales, Aspergillaceae.